AUGACGAACCGUCCCCCCUUCAAAGAGGUACGGCAUACGUUCUGCGCGAUCCGCGAUCCUCGAUCCUCGAUCCGCAAUCCCCCCCCCCCUUUUUGCUCACGUCCUCGGGAUCGCCCCCACUUUCUUCCCACAGGUCGAAGCCAGCCGAGCCGCGUUCCCCGCCUCCACGGCAUGGAACGUCACCCAAACCGUCGAUCCGAACUAUACUCCCGGAUCAGGGGCUUCCAAGAACGUCGAGCUCGACGGGGUCAAGUCCGGCCUGUGGAGCGGCAAGGACGACGUCAAGUUCAGGACGAUCGAUCCGAGCGACGGCAAGAUCAACAAGGCCAGCUUGUACAAGUUGAUGAUCUCGGUGAGUCCGCUGCAGAGAAGGUGCCGCCGUGACUCUGGAAGCUGAUCUCGACAUUCUGGGCAUCGUUCGCUUUCCUGGCACUCAGGGGGUGGUGAGUUUCCGGCCGGGAGAGGAUCGGGCCGGGAACUGAGGGCGCGCGUUGCGGCGUCUGCAGGUACUGACCGCGAACACCUGUGUGCUUCUCUACAGACUCCAAGACCUGUGGGAUUCAUUUCUUCCAUCAGCUCUGAGGGACAAACCAACCUCGCCCCAUUCUCUUGUACGUCCACCCCUUCGCCGCUCCUGAUAAUUCUGCCCGCAGUCCGAACCGUUCCGUGUACAAUGCUUACUAACUGGACCUCGGACCAUCUUGUUCUAUUCACUAGACUUCAACAUCGCCUGCCACGAUCCUCCCAUGUUGAUGGUCUCGAUCAACCACCCUGAACCGGACAAGCCCAAGCACACGUGCGAUUUUAUCCUCCAAACCAAGAACUUCACGACCAACAUCAUCAGCGAGCCCUUCGUCGACGCGGCCAACUACACCUCGAUCGAUGCACCCAAGGGGGUCAGCGAGUGGGCCUUGUCCGGUUUAACGCCGAAGAAGAGUGAUACGAUCGACGCGCCGAGGGUCGGGGAGAGUGGGUUUUCGAUGGAAUGUGAACUUGGUUAGUCGCACAAUCCGACAUGGUCAAUUCUUCUGCCCCGUGUGUUGGCUCACAUAUUUGUGGCGAUAUCCUCGCUUCAUGUUUGACAGAACAUCACUACCCUAUCCACAACGACAACAAGGACCGCACGAGUACGAUCAUCAUUGGUCGCAUCAAGCGAUUCCACGUCCGAGAUGACUUGAUCGACGACAGCUUGCUCGUGGACACGGAGAGGCUGCUUCCCGUUUCGAGGUUGGGAGGCAUCACGUACGGCCGGACGAGGGAGGUGUACGAGACCCCUGUGAGUACUCUACUACUUCCCUCGACCAAGACUGACGGACAGGCUUGCUGACUUGGCCGCCACUGGGUGAUUUUUGCUGCCUUAGCGACCUGUGUGGGAGAAGGAGAAGGAACGAGACGAGGUCAAGAAGAUUCUUGGAAGUGAUGGCAAGGCCAAAGUGUAG
This is a messenger RNA of Microbotryum saponariae, 1439 nucleotides long. The record is from the annotation of a GenBank genome assembly. NCBI's taxonomy places the organism in Eukaryota, Fungi, Basidiomycota, Microbotryomycetes, Microbotryales, Microbotryaceae.